AUCGUCUGCUUGAAGGAAGUUUUUCAAAUUCAUUAUUCCAUGUUUAUGUAGACAGUGGACAUUUAUCUUUAAAAAAAGACCCCGACUCAGAGCAUGGAAAAGUUGUCAAUAAGUUAAAGUCUUGAGUCUUGUUCAUUAAUUCGUCAUUAACCAGACUUACAUUUCCUUGGGGUGCAUGUAAAACAUCAUAUAUUAUUCAUGAAAGUAAAUAACACAAAGUCAGAAUGCCGAGGAAAGUUAUGUUUUUAGGUUACCAGCUCCAGAAACAAUACUGCAAAACAUAAAACUAAGUUAUACACUUAAAUUUUAAACUAUUAUCUCUGGAAAUAUUGUUCUCAUCGCUGUCGCUGUGCGAGCGGCCAUCUUGCCAAAAAACCUCUCGUUUCAACAUCUGGCGUGGUUCUGUGUGAUUUGGACAACUUCAAGUUACGCCUCCUGCUACACGUUACGCCCCCUUCAAGUUACGCCCCUCUCUGUAUGCUCCAAUUAAUCAUUAUUUUAAAGAAAAAAACUGCACACACGUUGCAAAGAAACAAAAUAAAAACCUUUAUUAAAUGGACUUACAUUAGCCAUCAGAAACUAAUUCCACUGAAACCAAUGUAGCAAAAUAAUGUGGGCGUGGUCUACGUGAAGCUACAUGAAAACUCAUUUUAACUUCCCUUAAACGGCAUCUGAUACAUUUGGAACGGCGACAGAGGAUACAACAGAGUCCAAUAACGAUACAAACAUUUCCGUAUAAUGUCGAAAGCGUUUAAAUCUGUUCUGUGACGAAUCUGUGGAGGUCCAACAUCUGCUGGAAACUCAGGAAGAUCUUUAUAAUCUAUAUCUGAGAUUUCCAGCUCAAUCUGCUGCAGUUAAACAGAAAACUGAACAACAAACUACCGGCUGAACACUGACGGAGCUUCAUAGUCUGGAUGAAUGGACAGAGACUGUGUUACUGUCUGAGUAUCACUACAAUCUCUUACAGGACGAUAAACAGACAGACGUCAGGAGUCAGAGAAGAUGAUCAGAUGAAGACUGAAUAAAGAACAGAACAUCAACAUGUCAACCGCUGACACCACAGUGAUUGUCCUCCACAAUCCUCCUCAUAGGAGAAGACGGAGCAUGCACGAACCUCCUCAGAUGAGGAUUGUUCUUCUGGGUUCGAGCGUGUCAGAAAACAGUCUGGUGGGGAACUUCAUAUUAGGACGAGCAGCGUUUGACAGUGAAGCUCCUCCAGAUGUUGUAGAGAGAGUCGGAGGAAGACUGAAGGACAGACACGUGAUCAUCAUCAACAGUCCUCAGCUGCUCCGGACGAACAUCUCAGAUCAUCAGAUCACACAGACAGUGAGAGAGUGUGUGAAUCUGUCUGAUCCAGGACCUCAUGUGAUCGUUCUGCUCCUCAAACAUGAGCCGUGUUCAGCAGAAGAUCAGGAGCGUGUGGAGAAGGUGCUGCGCUGUUUCUCUGAGAGCGUUUAUCAACACACCAUGGUGCUCAGCACACAAGAGCCCACAGAAACCAGUGACAUCCUACAGAACAUCAUCCAGAAAUGUGCAAACAGACACUUCAGUCUUCAGAGCAGCAGUUCUCCUGAUGGUCUUCUGCAGACGCUUGAGCACAUUGAGAAGAUGAAUGAUGGACGUUAUCUGGACUGUGCUGAAGAUUCACAGUGUUUCAUGAUGGAGCAACAGACCACAGAGAGACUUUCAGAGUGUGUGAAGCUGAAUCUGGUUGUGUGUGGGAGUGACGGCUCAUUAAAAUCCUCCGUAUCAGAGCAGAUCCUGCAGCAGACAGACAGAAGAUCAGACGUGGAGCUUCAUGAUCGUCUGAUUAAUCUGCUGGAGCUUCCAGCUCUGACUGGUCUCUCGGAGGAGGAAGUGAUGCGUCAGACUCUCCGCUGUGUGUCUCUCUGUGAUCCUGGAGUUCAUGCUUUCCUCCUCAUUAUUCCUGACGCUCUGCUCAAUAAUGAAGACAAAGCAGAAAUACAGGAGAUCCAGAGGAUCUUCAGCUCAAGAAUCAACAAACACAUCAUGAUCCUCAUAAAGCAGAGUUCAGAGCGUCAGACAGAAGAACUCAGUGAAGAAACACAGUCUGUCAUUCAGAGGUUUGGAGGACGACAUCAGUUCUUUGGUCUCAAAACACAAGUGUCCACAUUGAUGGAGAACAUCGAGCAGAUGCUGGAAGAAAACAGAGGAGAGUGUUUCUCCACAGAGAUGUUUCUGGAGGCGCAGGUGAAGAAACUGAUGAAAUAUGAAGAGAUGAAGAAGAAAGUUCAUUCACUAGAGACACAUUUACUGUCACAAGGUUCAUCAGAGAAUGAAGAUGAUCUGAGGAUUGUGCUGCUGGGAAAAACUGGAGUCGGGAAAAGUGCAACUGGAAACACAAUCUUAGGAAGAGAAACAUUUACAGCAGAAACAUCUCAUGAGUCUGUGACUAAAGAGAGUCAGAGACAAACAUCUGAAAUCAACAGCAGACGUGUUACUGUGAUCGACACUCCAGGACUGUUUGAUACUGAACUCAGUAACGAGGAGAUCCAGAGAGAAAUCAGACACUGCAUCUCCAUGAUCCUGCCUGGACCACAUGUGUUCUUCAUUGUGCUCAAUCUAGGACGAUUCACUCAAGAAGAAGCAACAGCUGUGAAGAUCAUCCAAGAGACAUUUGGAGAUAAAUCUUUAAUGUACACCAUGGUGCUCUUCACCAGAGGAGAUGACCUGAAGAACAAAACUAUUGAACAGUUUCUGGGAAAACCUGGAUCUCCUCUGAUGAAUCUGAUUGAAGCGUGUGGAAACAGAUAUCAUGUGAUCAAUAAUAAUCAGACUGAAGACCGAACACAGGUGACUGAUCUACUGCAGAAGAUAGACAUCAUGCUGAAAGAAAACGGAGGGAGUUACUACUCGUGUAAGAUGUUCAGACAGAUGGAGAGAGAAAAACAAGAACAACAGAUGAAGAUCCUGAUGGACAGAGUCAGAGAAAGAGAUGAAGAACUCAGAGAAAGAGAAGAACGAUAUAAAAGAGAAAUGAAGGAACAGGAGGAGCACAUGAGAGACGACAUGAAAAGAGAAAGAGAGAUGCUUAAAGAUGAAAUGAUGCAAGAAAAGGAGACUGUAAAGAAAGAAAAAGAAAAUCUACAGAUAGAAAUAGACAGACUGAUGAACAGAAUAGAGAAUGAAAGACAGAAUCAUGACCGUGAGAGAAAGAGAAGAGAAGAAGAGAUUCAUGAGAGAGAAGAGAGAUAUAAAUCACUAAUGAAAGAGAAAGAGGAGAAAGAGAGAGAAAUGCAAAAUAAGAUGAAGAGAGAAAGAGAGAAAUGGGUGAAACAGAAACAAGAGGAAAAUAUGAAAAGAGAAGAAGAGGAUGAGAAAAGAAGAGAGAAAGAACAGAGAGAUUAUGAUGAAUUUAAUAAGAGACUGAAACAAGAGAGAGAACGAAUGGAAAGAGAGAAAAAAGUUCUUCAAUCUAAACAUGAAGAAGAAGAAAACAAGAUGAAGAUGAUGAUGGAGGAAGAACGAGUGAAUCACAAAGAGAGAAAGAGACGGAUAUGUGGAUAUGUGUGUUUCGGGCUCAUUUGUGUUUUUCUGCUGCUCUUCAUCAUCUAUGCAUUCACCAAAAGCCAAGAGCGUGAAUAUCAUGAAAAACUUGUGGCUAAAGCUUUAAAAGAAGCUGAAGCAAAACUAACAUGCAGAUCAAAGCGAGCUCGUGACUGGGGUUACUAUAUUCCUAUUGUUGGAGCAGCUGCUGGAGGAGUUGUUGGUUUUGCUGAAGACAUUGUGCGUGGGAUUUUCAGAUAAUAUGAAGCUUAAGGAUGAGUUCAGUGAAAUUAAGGCCACACAACUUCUCCCUCAUCAUCCAUUUGACACUGAUGUUUGUCAAAGAACUCUUCAUUAUCCUCAAGAAAUGCUUCACGUCAGCAUCCAUCUUCAGGCACCCUAAACCUCUGAGGACUUUCAUCAUGGAGACUGAUAUUUUAACUCUGGAGUACAUUUAAAUAAUAUGUAAGUGCUGUGUAGGGAGUGAAUUUAUUUCCUUAUAAAAUUAAUUCUGAAGCCAAAACUCAGGAACUCUCCCAAAGACAGAUGCCAUGCAAUAAAGCCAUGAAACUAACCUGGGGAAGAGAUCUCCAAAGACAACAAAAGAUCUCCAAAGAGAACAAACAACACCAAACUUAUCUCAUUGAUAAUUUACGACCUCCUUCUUCCCUCUGCCCUCUCUGUCUCUCCUCCCUCACUCUUCUUCCCCAAAAAGCAAGAAUAUCCAUAUGUGUUAUAUUUUGUCAAUGUUGUUUUUCCCCUUUCAUGUUUGGUAUCAUUUUAAAGGUCUCUGUGUGAUUGGUAAACUGGUCUCAAUUACUCAACAGUAGUCACUUAUAUUAUGAGAAAUAUUGAAAACUUGAAUUAACUUUUGUUGUGGGCGGCCUCCUUUCAAAAUCUGAUAAACAUUGCUCUACAGGUGUGACCAUUUGUGUGCGCGAGAACAGCUUCUACAGAAGGCUUCUCAUCCCCCAUACACAGAUCUAAUCUGUGGGGGGCCGAGAAUAAAUGUUUAGGGCCCUUUUGUUCUGGUAGUAUUUAAGGGAAAGUAGCAAAUCAGUCAUUAUGAUUCUGUAGCCAGAAUGAGCCCGUAGUGUGGUGUGUCUCUACACUCCAUACUAUGUAUUUCCUGAGGUCUGGUGUGCAUCUUUUACUCUUCGAUUAAUCUUUGCGCAUUUGAUGUUUUGUAUUGAUAUGAUUUGACAUCUUUGAAUUGGCUAUGCAAUUGGCAUAAUUAAUACAUAUUUACCUGACUGAUAAUAAAAUGUUAUAUUUGACUUA
This is a messenger RNA of Onychostoma macrolepis, 4788 nucleotides long. Its product is annotated as GTPase IMAP family member 8-like. The record is from RefSeq and is a predicted model, not a curated record. The transcript is spliced from 9 exons. NCBI's taxonomy places the organism in Eukaryota, Metazoa, Chordata, Actinopteri, Cypriniformes, Cyprinidae. Bases 1042 to 3768 code for a protein of 908 amino acids. Gene Ontology annotation, molecular function: GTP binding.